AUGGUUACGCGCGGCCGGUGGAGUCAGGUGUACGUGGACGCGAUGGGGAAGGGCACCAAAGACUAUGCCCGAGUUUGCAGUGACCUGGCCACCGCAUACUUCGACCUGGACAAGCGCGAAAGGGCGGCGGAGCUUUACGCGGAGUCCCAGAGCGCCUUUGAAGCUACCGGGGAGGAGGACGUGGAGUGCGCCGGCGAGGGUUCAGGCUGA
Effrenium voratum is the source of this 210-nucleotide messenger RNA. Lineage: Eukaryota; Dinophyceae; Suessiales; Symbiodiniaceae. The record is from the annotation of a GenBank genome assembly.